This is a messenger RNA of Bursaphelenchus okinawaensis, 583 nucleotides long. Lineage: Eukaryota; Metazoa; Nematoda; Chromadorea; Rhabditida; Aphelenchoididae. The record is from the annotation of a GenBank genome assembly.
AUGUUAUUAAAAAGUAUGAAAAAAACAGGUAGAUAUUGACGAUUGUUUGUUAAAACUAACUAAUGCGGAUACAAUUUCUGAAUAUACCAAGGUUUUUAUGACACAUUUUCUAGAAGAAUUAAAAAUGACAUGUUUUAGGCGAAAUAACGCAUUUUUUCGACAAAGGUACAUGUUUUUAAGAAAAUAUUUUAAAAUACGAAUUUCUUUGAAGCGAAACGUAAUGUAAGUACCUCACGAUUGAAUAAAUAUUUAUUUUUAAAUUUAAAAAAUAAAAUAUAUUUCUUAAAAUUUAAAUUUUUUUAUUACAGGUUGGAUAGAACAAUAUUGUACCUUCUUUUUAUUCUUGGCCAGAACCCUCGAAUUCGCCACUACCGACGUCAGUCUGAUUAAACCCAUCACCUGGAUCAUCGUUGUUGAGAAACGAGAUGAGAUUGGCGUUUUGUCCGCAUAUCAGGUUAGGCAACUGAUCUCUCAAGUCGAUCAACAACUCCACUGUAUCUCCAUCGGCUUCAGGCGUUUGGAAAUAAAACUCGGUGAUAGCUUGGCAACCACUUUUUCUCACUUGAUUCCGUUCACGGCGUAG